This is a messenger RNA of Rodentolepis nana, 3057 nucleotides long. The record is from the annotation of a GenBank genome assembly. NCBI's taxonomy places the organism in Eukaryota, Metazoa, Platyhelminthes, Cestoda, Cyclophyllidea, Hymenolepididae.
AUGAGCAAAACCUUUCCUGGUAUACCUACGGACUUAUUCACAUCAGAAUCAGACAGUGAUGGAAGCAAUAAGGAAGAAAACCUAAAUAGUAAAUUUUUAGGUUACCAAAAUGAUGCAUUUGCCGCAUUAUCUGAUAAAAGUAAAUAUAUGAUCAAUUUUGGAUGUUUAUCGCGUAGUAGUCGUGCCGAUAAGAUGCCUGAAAGUAAUCUCAGUUCCCUUGUCAAUGAUUGUCGCACUAAUUUAACGAAUUGUAAGUCUGAUGCAGCGGAAAACACGGCACGAAAUGUUUGUUACAGUAUAUUUUCCUCCUCCAGUUCUUCACCAGUAGACUCUCCUGCGCCCUCACAUUUUCCACAUUCCACUCCUCUUCUUAAUGCAAAAAAUCAAGUUAAACAAAAGGAGUCAUCCCCAUUACGUUGGCAUUUUCGUAACCUCUCCUUACGCACUUUUUCGGAAGACUGCGAUGAUGAUGAUGAAUGCUUGAAGCCUUCGUCUCCUGUUUCGAAAAUAGAUAAAAAGCUUAUCAAAGGGGAUAAUGAGCCGGAACCUAUUAAGUUCUCUAAUAAUGGCGUUGCCGAAACAGGCUUCGAUUCCGAUUCUUUCGAAGCCCUCAUGGCACGUCUUCGUGGUGUUUCACCAGCUUCUCCCAAGAAACCCAAACCAGGGUAUGGAGAUUCCUCUUUUAUUGUUUCUGAUUCCGUCUCAUCUGGGUCGGAAUCAAGUGAAGAUCUCAAUUUCUAUCGUCGAUUGGAAAAUCAAAACCUGAAGAAGUCACUAAAGAAAGUUAUGAAGGUUAGACGACGAGUCCGAGUGGAAUCAAGUUCAUCUGAAAGUAGUAUAGAACAGAAGGUGGAGGAAGAAGAAGAAGAAGAGGAAUCGACGGGGAUCACAAAAACAGAUACCUCCGAAUACGAGGAAUCGAGUCACGGACCAGAAAUAGGUGAAGCACCUCCUCCUAAUCCUCUCCAACCUCACCGAACGAAGGGGUCACAGCAGCCAAAAACUGCAACCAAAAAUCUUCUUAAGGAGAUUGGAAAUGAGCGUCAAGGGGAUGAUGUCUAUUCAACACUGCCUUUUAUUUAUUCCCUCGAUUCUGUUGAGAAACCUUCAUCAAGUAAAUUUCGUCGACGACGUCAUCCAAGUGCUGAAAGAUUCGUGAAGAACUUCAAGAAGAAUCGCGAAGAAUUGGCCAAUCGUCUCUAUUCAUUUUAUAAUGAAAUUGUCUUUGAUAAUAAGCUUCCCAGAGAUUUGAAGGUGCAAUGGAAUGAACGCCUUCUUAAAACUGCCGGUCAAUGUAUAUACAUGAAGCGAAAAGUCAAGAAGCCGGAUGGCACUUUUACUGUGAAUAAUGAAGUUAAAAUCGAGCUGUCGGGAAAGGUUUGUACAUCAGCUGAACGCGUUCGAGACACUCUUCUUCACGAAGCUUGUCACGCUGCAGUCUGGAUGGUCCAUGGAGUGAACGACACUCACGGUCGUCUUUGGCGUGCCUUCGUUCAGCGAGCUAAUAGCACAUUUCCUGGCAUUCCACCUAUCACUGUUCGUCACACUUACGCCAUAGAAGCUCGCUACACCUAUCGUUGCACGGGUUGUUUCGCCACCAUCAAUCGACAUUCCAAGUCCCUGGAUACUCAACGCAAAAUCUGCAGGCAUUGCAAGUCUCGAUUUCAACUUUUUGUCAACAAGAAUGGGAAAAUGAUACCUGUCGAGACGUCACAAACGUCACAGUCUUCAUCACAACCUGGUGUUCAAAUGACACCACGUUCUAAACCCCUCUUUGCAGAGUUCGUGAAGGAACACUAUAAAGAAAUACGUGACAUGUUGAGACAUUCGCAGUUCCUUUGGAGGCGACCCAGUGCAUUUUUCUCCUCCUCAGCCUUAGUGCGUGGGCUGUCAUGUGAGUCGUCAGGUACAAGCGAGGGGAAAUGUUGUGGCGGAAAUGGAUCUACUCAUAAUAAGAAAGAUGAAAUUGUGAGCGAAUUCAAGAAAAAGAUAAGCUAUGGACCGAGUUUGGGAGAUUUUGUCAAAUUGGAUGUGUCUAUGGGAGCCCCAAUUCCCGGUGGUUGUAUUACACAGAUUGACCAGUCUCCUAAUGGGAGGCUUCGUCUUCCUCCCUGGUUGAAGGUGGGGAUCGCACAAGGCGAGAAAGUCUCCAAGAUGGCUGGAGACCUUCGAGGAUUAAAGCUGCAUACAGUAUGCGAGGAAGCGCGCUGUCCAAAUCGAAGUGAAUGCUGGAAAGGCGGUGAUGAAGGUGGUGUGCCAACAGCAACUAUCAUGAUAAUGGGCGACACUUGUACCCGAGCAUGUCGUUUUUGUUCCGUGAAAACAUCGCGAAGCCCACCUCCACUGGAUCCCGAGGAGCCAAAGAAUACCGCUGAGGCCGUGAGCAAGUGGAACGUCGACUAUAUUGUCAUCACCUCCGUUGAUAGAGAUGAUAUGCUCGAUGGUGGUGCUGCACAUUUUGCUGAAACUGUGCAUCAGAUCAAAACAAAAAUUCCUUCCAUCCUCGUCGAGUGCCUUAUGCCUGAUUUCCAGGGUCUCAAGACCUCCAUCGAAACCAUGGUUGACAGUGGUUUAGACGUCUACGCUCACAACAUUGAGACAGUAGAUUCACUUACCAAGAGUAUUGAUUACCUUCCAUUCCACUCUCUUUCUAGAUCAGUUCGUGACCCCAAAGCGUCCUAUCUUCAGUCCCUAUCAGUUCUAGAGUAUGCAAAAGAGUACGAUUCCCGACGCAACAGCAAUGAGCAUAUUGUGACUAAGUCAAGUAUCAUGUUGGGUCUGGGGGAGACUGAUGAGGAGAUUCGUACAACCCUUUCUGAUCUCCGUCAAGCUGGAGUGGAUUGUGUAACUCUGGGACAGUACAUUCAACCGACAAGGCGACAUUUAAAGGUUAAGGAAUACGUCCACCCGGACAAAUUUGUAGAGUGGGAGGAAGUAGCCAAGUCAAUGGGUUUCCUGUCGGUUGCAAGCGGUCCCCUAGUGCGUUCCUCUUACAAAGCAGGCGAAUAUUAUAUAAAGAACAUUGUCAAGAACAGGAGGACAGCGAGUCGUGCGUGA